GAACGGGUGACGUCGCGGACAGGCCACGCCCACUCCGGCGCCCUCUCUCCUCCCAGCCCAGCUCGAGGGAGCGCCGCCGCGCACGCGCACGCCUUGCCCUGGGAGUACGGUGACGUCACCGCCCAGCCGCGCCCUCCUCUCCCUCCCCGGCCUUCAUCUGCGACUGCGCACUUCCUUUCCUCCCUUUCCCGUCGGACCGCGCUGCCGCCUGAGCCACGAUGGGACACCAGCAGCUCUACUGGAGCCACCCGCGGAAGUUCGGGCAGGGGUCCCGCUCCUGCCGAGUGUGCUCCAACCGCCACGGCCUGAUCCGCAAGUACGGCCUCAACAUGUGUCGCCAGUGCUUCCGCCAGUAUGCCAAGGACAUCGGCUUCCUCAAGGUGGGUGCUUGUGGGGGGGGGGCUGGACUGAACGGCUCCUGA
Messenger RNA from Heteronotia binoei (common prickly gecko), 422 nucleotides. RefSeq names its product small ribosomal subunit protein uS14-like. Lineage: Eukaryota; Metazoa; Chordata; Lepidosauria; Squamata; Gekkonidae. Gene Ontology annotation, biological process: translation. Gene Ontology annotation, molecular function: structural constituent of ribosome; RNA binding; zinc ion binding. The coding region runs from base 219 to 422 and encodes 67 amino acids. The transcript is spliced from 3 exons. The record is from RefSeq and is a predicted model, not a curated record. Gene Ontology annotation, cellular component: cytosolic small ribosomal subunit; ribosome.